Molecule: messenger RNA, 2389 nt
Organism: Ictalurus punctatus (channel catfish)
Lineage: Eukaryota; Metazoa; Chordata; Actinopteri; Siluriformes; Ictaluridae
Product: nigrelysin
Exons: 3
Coding region: 1310-1975 (221 amino acids)
Biological process (GO): pore complex assembly; monoatomic cation transport; cytolysis in another organism
Cellular component (GO): pore complex
Molecular function (GO): channel activity
Source: RefSeq, a predicted model, not a curated record
GUGUGGUCAAAAAUUCUAGCAAGCCUGGUGGACAAUAAUGCAAAAUGCCUACAAGAAGUUAUUUCUGCUAAAUGGGGCAAUACUAGUUUCUAGAUUGAAAAAGCUCUUUUUCCUUGUUGAAAUUCUUUUAUAACCCUCUCCUGAUUGAUUGAUUGAUUCCUUUUGACAAGUGAGCUACCAUGAGAUACCAUAAAUUCUUUGUGGACCAUGGCUUCAGCAAUCAGAUGAAACCAAGAAGAUGUGAAGAAAAUCCUACAGAAACAGCGGGUCUUCAUCAGAAUCAGAACAAUUUCAUUGAUGACAACUGAAUGAUAAUUACUUUUGAACGCAAAUUUGAAUGUGAUUGGUUCAUUCUGAUCACAGCCUCGUCCCCAAUUCUAAAAGGGUGUGCACACUUAUGCAACCAGGUUAUUGUAACAUUUUUCACUUUUCCUAUUUUUUCCUACUAAAAUGUUUCUGGUUGUUUUUCACUUAAUUUAUUUAAGUUAUCAUUUUUCAUUGAGAGUGGAAAAAGUUCUGAGAUGAUUCAUCUUAGUAAAAAAAUUUCACGUCACAAAAACUUACCAUUUUAACAGGGGUGUGUAGACUUUUUAUAUCCACUGUAAAUACACAUUAUAUCCAUCCAUCCAUCCAUCUUCUACCGCUUACUCCUUUUCAGGGUCAUGGGGAACCUGGAGCCUAUCCCAGGCAGCAUCGGGCACAAGGCGGGGUACACCCUGGACAGGGUGCCAGUCCAAAGCAGGGCACAAUCACAUACACACUCACACACCCAUUCAUACACUACGGACACUUUAGACAUGCCAAUCAGCCUCCCAUGCAUGUCUUUGGACUGGGGGAGGAAACCGGAAUACCCAGAGGAAACCCCCGCAGCACGGGGAGAACAUGCAAACUCUACACAUUAUAUAUAUUUAAAUUAACAAUAAGGGAUAUGCAGUAGAGUCAGAAAUGGGAAACCGAUGAUGAGAUGAAAUUCCACUUUGGUACUGCACUCAUCCAGUUGGUGAAUAUAAAGAGUUUGUUAUAUCUCUCAUAUAACAGUAUGACUCGUGUAUGACUCAUUCAUUUUGAUACAAAAUAAUAAUAAAAUACAGGUUUACAGCAGACCUCUCUUUUCCAGAGCUUCUCUGCAUCUCUCAAAGAUUCUUGCAAAAGCAACAGAAUCAAGCUGACAGGAUACUCCUGGUAUUCCCCUAAAUGUCCAUGGACUUUCCAGUCUGGCCUGCAUCAUCAUAAAUAUUGAUCCAGCUUGCAUGUGUGAGAUCUUCUCGCUCAGUGCCAGCUUGUUCUCUAUGAGUGCAGGCUUGUCAGAAUGUGUGUGAUCUGUGGAAGAUUGUUUCAGUCAAUCUGUACAUGCUGCUGUCCAAAAGAAGAGAAUAUACUGGUCAUGUCAGUAUACGAAAACAAAGUAGAGACAAUCAAAAGUGCAGAACCAUCAGCUAUUAUGGCUGGGGAGUCACUGAGAGGCACCAGCAUUGAGAAUAUAUCUCACAAUAUAGACACAAUAAGAAAUGUUUCCAUUCAAAUUACCAAUUUCAGUGACAUGUACACCUUAGCCAAUCCAAGGGUCCACACCAGCAGUGGAUAUUGUCUCAGUCCUCCCCAGCCUACAAUCACAAAAAAGACCAGUGAAUCCUGUUCCUUUACCAAAACACCAUAUGUAGCACAAGGUUCUGUUGGAGUUCUGACGUAUGAAAUCCUCACAGAUGAAGGGCAAAGAGUUGGUGAACUUGCAAUAAUGUUCUCAGUACCAUUUAACUACUAUAAAUGGGAAAACUGUGUAGGUCUUGGUAUUUAUGAACAGCAAAUUUCAUGUGACGAUGAACUGUUUCACCAAAUGUAUUAUGAGAAGGGUCCUUUCACUGCAACAGUAGCUACAGGAAGUUUAAUCACGUAUUCUGGAAAAGGAACUUGUGUGAAGGGAACAAUGUCCCCUGCAGGUAACGCAAUAAUGAAGGUUGAAUUUCGGGAUUUGUAGUCUUGUCGCCAAAACCCAAACGUAAGCAAAACAUUGCAGAUGCAAGAUGGGGGAUUGAAUUGCAAAAUGUUGAAUAUUAUUAACCUAAUUUAUGAUAUGUCUAUGAAUUAAUAUACUACUAUACGCAAUAACUGUCAUUUCUCUAGUGUUGCCUUGCGUAUGUUCUCUUGGUGCAUUUAUUUUUUGUCCUGUUAUUGUUAUCCUCUCACUGUAUGUCAAUGUCAGUUAUUAAAAAAAAAAAAAAACUUACUCUGCCACUUACACCUCUACUCUGCGCACUUUGCUUUUCUAGAACUUAAUUAUAAAUCUUGCAUGGUAGCACUACUUGUAUUGUUCUCCACUUUAUAUAUCACUUUGCUUGUAUUUACUCAUUUGUAAGUCACUUUGGAUAAAAGCGUCUGCUAAAUGAAUAAA